UUCUCCCAUCUGCUCCCUUAGCGUGUCUUUUAAUUAGUCAACACUCUCUCUCUCUUAAAUAUCUCAGUAGUACCAUUCCAGACGGAUCCCUCUCCUUAACCCUCUUAACGGUUCUACGCCAUGAUGUAUUACACAGUAAACACUAUGCUCCUCCUUCUCUCCCUCCAAAUUCGCUUUCUCUAACUAACCAAACAAACAUACAAAAACAAAAACAAAAAAAUCUAAAAUAAAAAUCAUAAAUUCCAACAAUCUCACCACCAUCCCAAGCUUCCUCUGCAAUUCUCUAAUGGCGACGCCACAGAUUCUAAACAACAACAACAACAACAUCGCGAAGAUCAGCAGAAAGCCGCAGCCGAAGCAGCUCAUCUGCUUCUCCUUCGCCGCCUACGCCAAGAGCCUCAUCUCUCACCUCCGAUCCUCCGACGUCCCCGUCUCCGACGGCCUAUCCGACGUCGAAUUCUCCUCCGUCGAGUCCCUCCUCAACUUCACCUUCCCUCCCGACCUCCGCGCCAUUCUCCGCGAAGGCCUCCCGAUCGCCGCUGGCUUUCUGAACUGGCGAUCCUCGUCUCCGCAGCAGCUCCGUGUUCUUCUCAACCUCCCUGUCCUCUGCAUCCUCAAGCAAGUCUCUCGCCGGAGCUUCUGGUCGGAAUCUUGGGGACGGAGACCCGGCGAUGUCAACCUCGCCUUGGAAUUGGCCAAACAAGCCUUGAGAAAAUCUCCGAUCCUCGUCCCGAUCUUCCGGAACUGCUACAUUCCUUGCUCGCCGAGCGAGUCGGGGAAUCCGGUUUUCCACGUCGAUGCCGAGAGUGUACGGAUUCUCAGCUUCGACAUUACCGGAUUCUUCCAGGAUUUCGGGUUCUUGAAUUCGAAAGUCAGCGUCGUUCCGGUUUGGGCGGCGAAGUCGGCGCGGAGGAUCGAGUUCUGGUCUGAGGCGGCAGAGAGGAGGAAAUUCACGGCGGCGCGUGGCGCGUGGUGGAGCGGCGAGUUGGGAGGGUGCUUGGAGGAGGUUUUCUGGAGGUUGAGGGAGGGAGGGUGGGAGGAGGAGGAGGUGAGGGAGAUGCUGAUGAUGAUGGACGGCUGUGAUCUUGUUGACCGGAAGAGGGAGAUGAAUAAGAAGAAUCUGACGGCAAUGAUCGAGUGUGAAGAAAAAGAGGGAGUGACGUGGCACGUUAGGACGCUCUCGCUCGCUUUGUUGCGUGCGGGGUGGACCACGGAGGAUGUGGUGUACUCGCUGGAUUUUCAAAACGACAAAGAUGUCGUCGUUUUGGAUGGGAAAUCUGGUUGGUGUUCUAAGCUAAGGGAUCAACAAGAGAGCAGCAUCAACCGCCUGAUGCACCUCCAGUCUCUUGAGGUUUGACUUUGAUGCACCUCCAGCAUCAACCCGCAUUGUUUAUAAUGUGAUAAAUGCGUCUUCGCCAUGUGGUGAUUUCCAUCUGACCGUUGGAUCCGUUGACUACCAAUUGGGUCAUCACAUGCUUAAUAACUUUUUUUUUUUUUUAAAUACAGA
Molecule: messenger RNA, 1507 nt
Organism: Morus notabilis
Lineage: Eukaryota; Viridiplantae; Streptophyta; Magnoliopsida; Rosales; Moraceae
Exons: 1
Coding region: 287-1357 (356 amino acids)
Source: RefSeq, a predicted model, not a curated record